GUCCCGCCGCCAUGGUGCCGGCGAGGCGGCCGGGCGGGCCGAGCCGCCGGGCGGGCGGCGGGCGGGGCUUGGCCACCGCCGCCGAGGCGGAGCGGCCCCACGGGUGCGAGCAGUGCGGGAAGGCGUUCGCGCAGGCCGGCGCCCUGGCCAAGCACCGCCGGGUGCACACCGGGGAAAAGCCGUACCGCUGCCCUGUGUGCGCCAAGGCCUUCGCCCUCUCCUCGGGGCUGGUCCUCCACAAGCGCACCCACACCGGGGAGCGGCCCCACGGCUGCCCGCUCUGCGGCAAGGCCUUCAUCUCCUCCUCGCACCUGGCCCUCCACCUGCGCUCCCACACGGGCGAGCGCAAGUACCAGUGCCCCGUCUGCGGGAAGCUUUUCCUCCAGUCCUCCCACCUGGCGCGCCACAAGGCCAUCCACACUGGCGAGCGGCCCUUCAAGUGCGAGGACUGCGGGAAGCUCUUCGGGCGCGCCUCGCACCUCGCCACCCACCGCCGCGUGCACACGGGCGAGAGGCCCUUCAAGUGCUCGCAGUGCGAGAAGGCGUUCACCCAGAAGGCCGGGCUGGUGCUUCACAUCCGCCUGCACACCGGGGAGCGGCCCUACCACUGCGAGAAGUGCGGGAAGAGGUUCCGCUCCUCUGCCCACCUCGUGUCCCACCAGCUGCUGGAGUCGGGCGAGAGGAACUUCAAGUGCUCCACCUGCGGGAAGGCCUUCAAGCAAGCGUCGUCCCUCAAGCAGCACCUGAAGACCCAUGAGGCACGCGAACCUCACUGCUGCUCCGUCUGCGGCCGAGCCUUUUCCAGGUCGUCCUACCUCCAGCUUCACAUGAGGACACACAGCGGGGAACGGCCGUACCAUUGUUUGGUUUGCAACCGGACGUACGCCAAGAUUUCUACCUUUGAAAAACACUGUAAAAAGCACCAGCAGGACGAGGAGGGACCUGAUGCUAGGCGCAGGCCAAUGACCACCAGGGCAAAAGCACUAGCCGAAAAGAAAAAGCAGGAGCAGAAGGAGCAACACUGAGAUGACCUCCUCGAGCAACCUCACCAGGCUGACCCAAAGCGGCAGCAGGUGGAAAGGCUGUAAAAGUCACUAAAAUAAGAACCAUUCCUGGCCCUCCGCAACAUGGCUUUUGGGAGGUAGAGUGUCUGGUUUAAUUUUUACCAAAAGAAAAUGACAUGCUGCACCAGCGUUGCUGCAGAGAGUGUUUCCAAAUGGAAUUCUUUCUCUGACGCAAGGUUCAAUGCAAGCGCUUCUCUGGGGCGCAGCAGAUAUGUAAAAAGUCUACUGAGGCUUCCGCAGUCGGGACGGUGUGUGGAACACUGGCUGGUUACAGGGGGAUCCCACCCCACUUCGUGGGCCUGGGUGGUUUUGUUCCAUGUCAGCAGCAUUUUCUAACACAGACUUCCAGGGGUUCCGGACCAAAGCACCUGCAUUUACCCAGAUUGAAAGAAGGAUGCUUCUUUGAAUGGGGAAAUAAAUUAAGUUGUAGCCUCUUAAGUGGAGGCAAAGUUUUUGUUGAAGAGGCAAGAGAGGUGGUGCACUUACAGAAAACAGAUUUGUACCAGCAGUGGAUUUAGGAAACAAGUAGGAAUUUAUCCUGCAAAACGUGAUGCAUUUUUAAAAGCACUGUAUAUAGCGAUAGUAUCUUUAAGCCUUUUCUGUUUUCUCGCUGUUAAUUACAACAAGGUGUUGUACUUAGCAUGCAGAUAAUGCUGUGUAUUAAGUGCAUUUAAAGCAUGGUAGGUUUUAUUGCCAAAGCAACUUAACUUGCCUUUCUCAAAACUAAUGAAGACAGGUUGUCAGAAAUCUGUAAUUUCAUCUUAAAUUGAUUGAGUUUGACACCUGAAAUCCCAGCUUGUAGUAAAGGUACAAGAAUUUUUUUUUACCUUACCAUUUGGGAAUGUAAAGGGUAGUAACGAGGGAAUUCUAAGCCCCGUCUCCUCCUGAAUGAACAAAUCUUAGGUGGUUUGCCGGCCAGUCACCACGCAUGUUGCUGUGGAAGCGGAAUGUUUCAGAUUUGUUCAGGGGUGUGAGGUCAGACACCAGUGAGUACUAAAUAACUUCAUAAACGUUCAUAAAACUGCCUUUACUGCAGCAGUGUUCUUCGUGAGCCAGCACUUUGUACUGACUUUUUAUAAGCUUUGUGUUAUUCUAGCCACAGUACUACAAGGCUACUUUACACAUUUAGUUACCGUGUAUUGUUACCCAGGAUUUUAUUACAGCGGCGAAAAGGAAGCAGUGAGUUCAUUUUUUAAGAGCACAUUCCUAAUUUUUUGUACCAAGUCCCUGAUUUUUUGAAUCCUAUUUCCUUGCCAUUGUGUGAAAACACGUAUUAUGCACUUUAAGGAUCUUUUUGAAUAGGCUUCGGUUCCUAUAGCAUAGUCACAACUUUGUUUUAAGGCCUAAAAAGGAAUUUUCCGAAAGCUUGCACGUUUAAAGUAUUGCAGUGUGUCAGGCCAGAAAUCAUGUUAGUAGAUAAUAGAGCUGGAUUACAUCUAUGAACUAUUUUACAGUUUACGAAACUCCAUUAAAUAAUUCUCAAACUUUUUGCACUUCGGGAUUUACCUGAUGCUGGGUAUAUUAAGGUACUCUUAUUGUUGAACUGAUGUUUAUAUUCAGCUGGUUAAUAUACUUUAAAUAUUUACAUGUUCAGAUAUUUCAAAUGAGAUGUUUCUAAGCCAGAGUUUCUUGUCAUGAGGAAUUCUAACAUAAAUUUUCACUACAGUCUUUAGAUUUUGUUUUGUGACCAAUCGUGUUGUUUAGGAGGAGCUAGACACACUGGGUUUUAUCUCCAGGUCGGUUAUAUCAGUGCCAUAUAAGCAGAGCUCUAUCUGGUUUUGUAUUUCAAUACAUGUUAUUAAAAUAAUACACACCAC
Molecule: messenger RNA, 2881 nt
Organism: Tyto alba (common barn owl)
Lineage: Eukaryota; Metazoa; Chordata; Aves; Strigiformes; Tytonidae
Product: zinc finger protein 239-like
Exons: 1
Coding region: 12-1025 (337 amino acids)
Biological process (GO): regulation of transcription by RNA polymerase II
Cellular component (GO): nucleus
Molecular function (GO): DNA-binding transcription activator activity, RNA polymerase II-specific; RNA polymerase II cis-regulatory region sequence-specific DNA binding
Source: RefSeq, a predicted model, not a curated record